AGUAAUGACAGACAUUAUAUUAACAUCAUGGCCCACGGCGCGGGGGGGUGCCUAGCCGCGCUCAUCAUGCUCUACUGCAGAUGGUGCCAGUGCUAUUUCAUCUAGCCUGCACCAGAGUGUAACAUAAGAUCAGGGAAUUAUAAUGUUAUGUUGGCAGUGAUGGCAGAGGGCUCCUCUCUCACUGCUAGGAUACCUUACCCACCCGCUAUCAACCGCAUUUCAGGACAGGCCAUAGUCCAUACAAGCCCCAGGCCUCAAUCACAAGUCACAAUGGGCGGGGGUCCAACGAGUCCAUUCGACCUCCGCUCGCUGCUCACCCCUGAGUUCCUCGCAUCUCUCGUCCGGGCCCGGUUGCCGUACGAUCCGCGCACCCCGAUGGACUUCUCCGAAUUUGGGCGUUCCAUCUUCCUCACCGACCCCAUCAGCCCCUCCGUCAAAACCACCAUCUGGCGCGUCCUUAAAAAGCUCAGCACCAUCGGCCUGGAACACAUGCCCGACCUGACCCUGUACCUCCCCGCGCCCACAGACCCGGCCUACCCAGAACAAACCCUCGGCCUGCUGCUACUCCUCGACCACUUCCCGCGGCUCAUGUUCCGCGGCGUAGACCAGCGCUGGACCUACGGCUACUUCAGCCAUCUCUCGCGACGGGUCGCACGGGCGUGGCAUGCACUUCCCCCCGCGCAACGGCCAGACAGCUGGGCGCGAUGGCAGCAGAUGGGGGCAGGAUUGGAUUACUGGAUUGCAGUGCGCUUUUGGAUGGGCACCCCCUUUGUGCACUCGGAGCGGGCAGAGGACCAGGAGGUUGCACUGCUGUUUACCGAGGAGACGCGGGCCGCUGUGGAAAUGGUGUCGGGCAUGACGGAUCCGUACCGUGCUGAGAGGGGCCAGAUAUUGGCAGAUCUGUAUGGUUUUCCGAGGGUGUACAAGGCUGGGCCGCCGCAGGGGGAUGGGGUGACGAGGGAAGGGUGGACGUUUUGGAUGGGCAUGUUGAUGGAUGUGCAUAAGCCGAUGAUUGAUCGGUUUGGGAGGUAUCCGUAUUUGAAUAGCAUGCUAGCAAGAGAGGGGACGCCGGAGGAGGAGGUUUGGGUAGCAAAGACGGAGCAUUUUGGGGAGGCCGAUGAGGAGACGAAGAGGAGGAUUCAGGAGGAUGUGAAGCAUGGCCGGUGGACGCCGCUUGGAGAAGGGUCACACGGUCAAAGGAUUCAUGUUCUGAGUUGAACGGGGACUGAAUCACUUGCAGUUAAAC
Molecule: messenger RNA, 1246 nt
Organism: Canariomyces notabilis
Lineage: Eukaryota; Fungi; Ascomycota; Sordariomycetes; Sordariales; Chaetomiaceae
Exons: 2
Coding region: 148-1218 (356 amino acids)
Molecular function (GO): protein binding
Source: RefSeq, a predicted model, not a curated record